Scomber japonicus (chub mackerel) is the source of this 3130-nucleotide messenger RNA. It is a transcript of the gene synpo2b, whose product is annotated as synaptopodin 2b. The transcript has 2 exons. Gene Ontology annotation, cellular component: nucleus; actin cytoskeleton; Z disc. Lineage: Eukaryota; Metazoa; Chordata; Actinopteri; Scombriformes; Scombridae. The coding region runs from base 1 to 3057 and encodes 1018 amino acids. Gene Ontology annotation, molecular function: actin binding. Gene Ontology annotation, biological process: positive regulation of actin filament bundle assembly. The record is from RefSeq and is a predicted model, not a curated record.
AUGGAACCAGAAGCUGAAGAUCCAGAUAACAAUGACUUGGUCCCUUGGUCAGGUUCAGAAGGUUCCCAAGAACUUUGCGUGUCUGAGUCCUUGGCAGAGUCCUACAAUGAAGAUGAUGUCAGUGACGCAGAGUACCCCUUAGACCCAAAGCCUGCUCAUAUCCCAAAAUCUGACCUAGAGUCCCCUGAGUGCCUUCAAUCACAAGAUUGGGAAUCUGCACAUGAGCAACAGUCCCUGCCUGAACUCAGCGGAAGUGAAGAGGAUGUUUCAUACCAAGAAGAUCAUGACAUCUACCUUGAAUCAAGAGAGUCUCCUCACAUCCAAGCUUCGCCAACAUCAUUGUCCUCACAACCAGAGCGUCCUGACCCUGAUCCUGAGCCUCACACUGGCCAUAUAUCACGACCGCAAUCUCAGUCAUCUUCAUCCUCUCUUGGCUGUGCUGCUGAUAUGACCCUGGCCUUGACCCUGACCACAGAGCAGCCCCUGGGAGCCAUCAAUAGGCAGGGCUCAGAAUCUGGGAACAGGAGGGUUGAAUCUUCAGAGGAAGGAGGGAGUAGUGAAGCACCUCCUGCUUCUGUCUUCUUUGGAAUUUCAGGCGAGGGUGCUGAGCAGGCAGAGAAGUGGAACUCAGAGUCUGACACAGAUCUGUGCAGACGGGACAGGCACAGGGCAAGGUACACACGGCUCGGUCACAAGGAGAGCCAAUCAGAAAGACACGUCAAGGAGACAAAGUCUAAAUGUAAGCGAAUUGCUCGCCUUCUAACUGAUGCACCCAACCCUCAAAAUAAGGGAGCCUUGCUGUUUAAAAAACGUCAGCAAAGGGUCAAGAAGUACACACUUGUGAGUUACGGGACUGGUGAUAACAAGCUUGACAGCCAAGACCAAAUUGAAGAAGAGGCUGAAGGAGUCAGAGCAGCUGGGUAUAACUUUGUGGCGACAAGUGACUCAGAGUUAGAGGAGGAAUACUCUGUUUAUCACCACCAGCAUAAGUUAAGUGUGAAUUGGGGAAGUGUUCGAGAAAUGGAAGCAUUACCAGAGACAAAAGGGAAGGGAGUUAUGAUGUUUGUCCAACGUCGCAAACGGAUGGAUGACAUUGUGUCAGAGCAAGAAGAACUCAGGAGGAAAGGAUUACCUGAGGAGGCAUUAACAGAGUCUGAGUUUACAGAAGUACAGAAUAUUUAUGACACCAGAGAACUGUAUGCGCAUACUGAUCAAGCCACCUACAUGGAUGCAAAUGUCAAGCAGCAGGUAGAAUACCAAGAAAAUAUUCAGCAGGUAAACCACCUACCCAACGUGCCAAGACUGUUGGUGCCAAACAGAACUGCAAGGCCCUUCCUAGGAUUUCAAGAUAUAUCAUCUGCUCCUGCUGAGCCUGGUGCAGUUUCUCCAAUGCAAAUGAAGCAAGAACCAAGAUUCAAAGUACCUGUGCCUGUUAACACUAGCCCGCAGGUUUGGUCUCCAACUGGAGAUAUAAUAGCCUCAAGAGAUGAGCGGAUAUCUGUGCCAGCAAUUAAGACCGGCAUCCUUCCAGAGUCAAAAAGGAAAGGCAUUAAUAAACAACAAGCAGCACUAAAGAAAGAAUCAGAUCCUCAUCUUCAAAACAAAGGGGACAGGAGAUCUUAUAUUGAGUCAGAAGAGGACUGUUUUAGUCUUGGUGCUGAAGCUUGUAACUUCAUGCAACCCAGAACAAUAAAACUCAAGCAUCCCCCUCCAGUUGCUCCAAAACCUGCCAUCAACCCAAACUGCCCUCCUUGGUUGAGAGGUCCUUCUAGUGAGCCCUAUAUCCCACCAAGAAGUCCAGUUUCACAACCCUCUCAUAGUCCUGUGGGGCCUCAUAGUCAGCAUUUCUUACAACAGCAAGAGUGGGCUCAGCUCCAAGAGAUGGCCAACCGCAGGGCACCAGAUCAAGCUCAGGCAACACUUCAAACACCUGCCAGCGCCUGGACACCGGUCAACUCCUCUUCUCAGCUUCAUCAUCAGCCAACCACAAAUAGCUGGAGUCAACAGCCGUCACGAUCCCCUGUGAGUAUGCCCGCCCACAGCCCUACUUACAGCCCACAUCACCCACCGUCACCCACAAGGAGUAAGUUGGACACUGCGCUAAACUCAGUUGCCUCUUAUCCACCACAAGCAGGGAAGUCUUAUACCCAUGCAUCAAAAGCAUCACAGGAAUCUCCUAAGGGUCAAGUCUCAAACAGAGGUAUUAAUCGGGCUGGUGAUGGGCCAACAAUUGCGGGAAAAGGUGCAGAGUUGUUUGCCAGAAGACAGUCCCGUAUGGAGAAGUUUGUUGUUGAUGCUGAGACAGUGCAAGCUAACAAAACAAGAUCCCCUUCCCCCACGCCGUCCCUACCUAACUACUGGAGGUAUUCUUCCAAUGUUCGUGCUCCACCACCUUUAUCAUACAAUCCUCUUCUUGCCCCUUUCUACCCUCCAUCAGCAUUAAAACAAGCCCCUUCCACUAGUCCCAAAAUUCAGCCUAAGACCAAACCGAAACCUAAAGCACCCCCAAAGCACCUCAAUGCCUUAGAUAUUAUGAAACAUCAGCCUUAUCAGUUGGACUCAACACUGUUCACGUAUGAUGCAUUCAAUGAUGCCAAAAGCCCCAGCCCUAAACCAACUCCAGCAUCAAAGUUUGAGGCUGUCAAAACCAUUAAACGUAGAUCUGACCCCACUUACUCUACCUAUACUGCCUCUGAGCUUGGUGUUGAAAACAAGUCUGAAGCCCGUGCUAAGUCCUCUGGAUCGGUAAGUUCCCAAGAUCUUUCUAUUAGCCAAAACACCAGAUCAGCUGAGCCCCUUGCAACUGGCAAGCCCUUGGAUGAAAAGCACACUGUCACACCUGCUGUCCGUCACAUAAGCAACAAGCAAGCACCGAGUGCUCGACCUGCAAGCUCAACCUCACAGCAUUCAUCUACUGGUGACAGCAUAGCUUCAGCUUAUUCUCCUGCAUCGCUUAUUGCUAGGGGUGCACUUCAAAUGGCUCCUUGGCCAAAGUUUUCAGCUAAGAAGCCAACAGUGACAGGCAAACACUGGAAGCCUGUUGCUAUGAUUCAUUAGUUAUAACACUGUAUAUGGUCAUGCUUAGGUGUAGUCAACACAGACAUUAGCUGACAAUUACAUCUUCAACUUG